AGCAACUUAAAUAUCUCUCUAUCUAUAUAUUCGCAGUUCUCCAAACAGAAUCUAACCUCUCUUUUCUGUGUCCAUCUUCUUCAACUCGUCUCUUCUGUCUUGAGAAAAUGAAAAGUAGCAAGAAGCAGGCAGCUGUCUCAAAGAGUUCAUCUCUUGCUAUUGUGGAGACAAACCCUGAUGACAAAAAAGUUGUUGUCCCCAUUGAAGCACCGAUUGUGUCUUCUUACAAUGACCGAAUCAGGCCGUUGCUAGACACUGUUGACAGGCUAAGGAACCUUAAUGUAAUGAAAGAAGGGAUCGAGCUUCCCACCAUUGUUGUUGUUGGAGACCAGUCUUCGGGGAAGUCGAGUGUUCUGGAGUCCUUGGCAGGGAUCAGUUUGCCUCGUGGGCAAGGAAUCUGCACUAGGGUUCCUCUUGUGAUGAGACUCCAGAAAAGUUCUAGCACUGAACCUGAGAUCUGGCUAGAGUACAGUGACAAAGUUGUUCAUACGGAUGAGGAACACAUUGCUGAAGCUAUUUCUUCUGCAACUGAUGUUAUAGCUGGAUCUGGUAAAGGGGUUUCAGACGCUCCCCUGACGCUUCAUGUGAAGAAGGUUGGAGUUCCAGACAUUACCAUGGUUGAUCUUCCUGGGAUAACUCGUGUUCCAGUGAACGGACAGCCAGAGAACAUCUAUGAGCAGAUCUCUGCGAUGAUCAUGAAGUACAUAGCGCCUCAAGAAUCCAUCAUCCUCAAUGUUCUGUCAGCAACCGUUGACUUCACAACCUGUGAGUCCAUUCGCAUGUCAAGACAAGUUGACAAAACUGGUGAAAGGACUCUGGCUGUUGUCACCAAAGCAGACAUGGCUCCCGAAGGUCUCUUACAGAAAGUGACAGCAGAUGAUGUGAGCAUUGGACUUGGUUAUGUCUGUGUUAGAAACCGGAUUGGAGAAGAGACAUACGAAGAAGCGAGGAUGCAAGAAGAGCUGCUUUUCAGGACUCAUCCAAUGCUAAGCUUGAUUGAUGAGGACAUUGUGGGCAUACCUGUGUUAGCUCAGAAGCUAAUGCUAAUCCAGGCAACAAUGAUCGGCAGAUGCUUGCCUGAGAUUGUUAGAAAGAUAAACAUGAAGAUGGAGACUGCCGUGCUGGAGCUGAACAAGCUGCCAAUGGUAAUGGCUUCCACCGGAGAAGCAUUGAUGACACUGAUGGACAUCAUUGGUUCUGCAAAAGAGUCUCUACUAAAGAUCCUCAUCCAAGGUGAUUUCUCAGAGUUCCCAGAUGAGCCAAAGAUGCAUUCUACUGCUCGCUUGGCUGAAAUGUUGAGCCAGUUUUCAGACAAUCUGCAAGCAAAGCCAGUGGAUGUUGUUACUGAGUUCUUGAUGGAAGAAAUCAAGAUUCUUGAUGAAUGCAAAUGUGUUGGCCUUCCUAACUUCAUUCCUAGAUCAGCAUUCUUGGCUAUCCUCUCACAUCAUGUGGAUGUUAUUCAUAUGAAGCCGGUUGAGUUCAUCAGGAAGAUAUGGGACUACAUUGAAGGUGUUCUCAUAUCAGUACUUUCCAAGUAUUCUGAAAACUUCCCACAGGUACAGUCUUCCAUCAAACGAGCUGGUCGCAAUCUGAUCACCAAGAUGAAGGAGCAGGCUGUGAACAGGGUGGCUGAGUGGUUGGUUGAGAUGGAGAAGUUAACUGAUUACACAUGUAACCCUGAGUACAUGAAGACAUGGACAGAGAAGACAGCUGCGCAGCAAAACUUCAUACAUGCUGUGUUGCACGAUGUGAAAAAACCUGAGAGCUUCUCUCUAACUGAAUUUGGUAAUGUUAAGAUCUCGCAUCUUAGGAAGUAUCACGCUCAUUUAUUGCAGCAAGCGUUUGACAUGAAGAUGAGGAUCACAUCGUACUGGACGAUUGUCUUGAGGAGGAUCGUGGAUAAUCUUGCCCUUUAUCUUCAGUUCUCGGUGAAGAAUCUCGUGAACACACAGUUCCAGAAGGAGAUCGUGGCGGAGAUGGUGGAUCCUAGAGGAGGUGGAGGAGUUGAGAGGAUGAUGGAAGAGUCUCCCUCGGUGGCGAGCAAGAGAGAGAAGCUGAAGAAGAGUGUGAAGCUCUUGAAGGAGUCUAAGGACGUUGUGGCUGCUAUUGUUGACCAAACUUCAGGGUUCGGAGAUCGCUGAACGAGUUGCAUGUUUCUGUCUUACUUUGGCUAUGUUCAUGUUCUUUUGUGCGGUAACGCUAAGCUACUAAGCUUCUUGUUUAUGUUGUAUCUCUGUGUUAAAUCUCUUUUGUUGUUUAUUUGGACUCAACUUCUGUUAGCUGUCUAUGUAUGCUUCAAUCUGUUUUAUAUUUUUCUCUAUCUCAUUGCCUAU
Molecule: messenger RNA, 2333 nt
Organism: Raphanus sativus (radish)
Lineage: Eukaryota; Viridiplantae; Streptophyta; Magnoliopsida; Brassicales; Brassicaceae
Product: dynamin-related protein 4C-like
Cellular component (GO): cytoplasm; microtubule; membrane
Molecular function (GO): microtubule binding; GTP binding; GTPase activity
Source: RefSeq, a predicted model, not a curated record